Messenger RNA from Zophobas morio, 1203 nucleotides. It is a transcript of the gene Pgam5, whose product is annotated as serine/threonine-protein phosphatase Pgam5, mitochondrial. The record is from RefSeq and is a predicted model, not a curated record. Gene Ontology annotation, cellular component: mitochondrion. The coding region runs from base 110 to 952 and encodes 280 amino acids. The transcript has 4 exons. Gene Ontology annotation, molecular function: protein serine/threonine phosphatase activity. Gene Ontology annotation, biological process: positive regulation of mitochondrial fission; peptidyl-threonine dephosphorylation. NCBI's taxonomy places the organism in Eukaryota, Metazoa, Arthropoda, Insecta, Coleoptera, Tenebrionidae.
ACAUAACCUAACAUUCAGUGUUAAGUUUCAGUUUUUAGUAAUGUCUCUACUCAUAAAUUUAUUUAUGCUUUUAUAACAUAAAGAGAAGAAUUUAUAUAAAAAAUUUAACAUGAGGCCUCUGAUAAAGUUAAAGAAAGCUUUUUUAGGCGUUUGUGUCGCUUCAGGUGCUAUAACUUAUUAUUAUUUGACUAGUCCUAACAAGAAGGUUUACGCCUCGUGGACAACAAAUUAUGAGCCCUCGGCAUAUGCAAAAUGGAACGACAAUUGGGAUCAUCGCUCCCCAAAAUAUCUUAUUAAUUCCAAAGUAUACAAAAAUGAAACAGAAAGCAACCGCAUAAACGAAGAAAUUAUGUCUCAAAAACCCAAAUCAGUAAGACACAUAAUUUUGAUCCGCCAUGGUCAGUAUAAUGUUGAAGGGCAGACUGAUGCAGAACGAACCCUAACACGCUUAGGAAAAGUGCAAGCCGAGUACACUGGGAAAAGACUCCAAGAAUUGGGAUUUCCGUACACUAGCAUGGUCAAAUCCACUAUGUCUAGAGCCCAAGAAACUGGCUCUAUUAUAUCGACCUGUUUACCACAAGUACCUGUUAACAGCUGCGACCUCUUGGUUGAAGGGGCCCCAAUUCCUCCGGAGCCUCCAGUGGGUCACUGGAAGCAGGAAAUGCAUAAGUUUUUUGUUGAUGGUGCAAGGAUAGAGGCUGCGUUCCGCAAGUAUUUUCACCGAGCCUCUCCUAAGCAGCAGGAGGAUUCGUACAUUUUGCUGGUUUGUCAUGCUAACGUGAUCCGGUAUUUUGUUUGUAGAGCGUUACAAUUGCCUGCUGAAGCUUGGUUGAGGAUGUCUUUAAAUCAUGCUAGCAUUACGUGGCUGUCGAUAACACCAAGUGGGAGAGUAAUAUUGAGAUGUUUGGGGGAUAGUGGGCAUAUGCCACCAGAUUUUGUUACUGCUAAGUAAUUUGUAUCAAGGAUUUUUAUUAAUUAAGAAAAAUGAUUGUGUUACAGUAUUUUAUUUUAGCGCAGGCCGUAACUAAUUUAUUGUUGUGAUUCUGUGUAGGUAAUAAACACUGUUUUGUUUGCACGAAGUUCCCAGUGAAACUUGCGAUAAAUGUACGUUACAUAUCAAAUAAAUGUUAUUAUUAAAUUAUGCGAACAAAUUUUUGUAAUGAAUAUAAUUAUGUAAAUAAAUUUACAGCUCCAUUUAUGUCA